GUUGCAGGUCUGCCUGUCGGCAGUGGGGCUGGUGGGGGACCUGUGCCGAGCCCUGCAGUCCAACAUCCUCCCCUUCUGUGACGAGGUGAUGCAGCUGCUCCUGGAGAACCUGGGGAAUGAGAACGUGCACAGGUCAGUGAAGCCACAGAUCCUCUCGGUGUUCGGGGACAUCGCCCUGGCCAUCGGGGGCGAGUUCAAGAAAUACCUGGACGUGGUGCUCAACACCCUCCAGCAGGCAUCCCAGGCCCAGGUGGACAAGUCCGACUAUGACAUGGUGGAUUACCUGAACGAGCUGCGGGAGGGCUGCCUGGAGGCCUACACCGGCAUCAUCCAGGGCCUCAAGGGAGACCAGGAGAACGUGCACCCUGACGUGAUGCUGGUGCAGCCCAGGGUGGAAUUUAUCCUCUCCUACAUCGACCACAUCGCCGGCGACGAGGAUCACACGGACGGGGUGGUGGCCUGUGCUGCUGGACUCAUAGGGUGAGCAUUCCCCAGCCCAGUCCUCCUGGC
Messenger RNA from Sturnus vulgaris (Common starling), 510 nucleotides. The record is from RefSeq and is a predicted model, not a curated record. NCBI's taxonomy places the organism in Eukaryota, Metazoa, Chordata, Aves, Passeriformes, Sturnidae.